This is a messenger RNA of Clarias gariepinus (North African catfish), 1249 nucleotides long. RefSeq names its product interaptin-like. The coding region runs from base 26 to 868 and encodes 280 amino acids. NCBI's taxonomy places the organism in Eukaryota, Metazoa, Chordata, Actinopteri, Siluriformes, Clariidae. The record is from RefSeq and is a predicted model, not a curated record. The transcript has 2 exons.
CAGAAAAUGGACAGAAGAUGAGAGAAUGAAAAUGAAGAUCUCGGCUCUACAGACUGAACUGAAGGGAGCAUUAAAAUCACUGGAACAUAAAGACCAACAGCUGGAGGAUUAUAAAAGACAAAUAGAGAAUAAAGAUACAGAACUGAGAAACAGAGAGAAAAUCAUCGAGGAGAAAGACGUACAACUCAAAGAUACAAAUACAACACUAGAGAAGACGAGUAAAGAGCUAGAGGAGAGAGACAGAGCUCUACAUGAGAGAGAUCAACAACUGAAACUGAAAGACACACAGAUACAGGAGACACAAAUACAAGUGAAGGAAAAGGACAACAGACUUGUGGAGAAGGAGAAAGAAUUAAAUGAUAAAAAUGAAGAGCUGAAGAUUCUAAAAGAACGUUUAGAGACUAAUGAGAAGACUCUUUCUGAGAGAGACGCAGUGUUGAUGGAAACAAAUAAUAAACUUCAACAUGUUACUGAACAAGUUAAAGAGAAAAACACACAACUGGAGAAUAUGAACAAACUGCUGAGUGAGAAAGAAACACAGAUAAAGAACACAGAUAAAGAACUGGAAACCAGUAAAAACAAACUGGAGACACUGAAACAGGAGUUGCAGGAUGAGAAGAGACAACUACAGGAGAUGAUGAUCGUACUGGAGCAACAAAAAAAUGAGUUAUCAGAAAAAAACAAACAGCUUGAAGAGACAGAGAGACGUCUAACUGAGAGAGAGACACAGCUAAUGGAGAGAGACAAACAGCUUCAGGAGAAAGACAAAUGCCUACACUCUAAAAAAUGUUGGGUUGUUUUUUCUACCCAAGCGCUGGGUUGCCUCUGUUGGGUCAUUUUUCUGGGUUAUUUACAGAGAGUUGGGUAGUUUUUGUGUAACCCAGCUGCUGGGUUGAAGUUUGAUUGGCUCCUCCCCCAAAGUUCACCGGUGUAUUCAGCGGCUGUCAGUCAGAGCUUCUUGUCUCUCUUGAGCUCCCACACCGCUGAUGACGGUUCAUUUAAGGGAAAAUGACGUUAAAUACAAGGUCUGUAUACACAUGUUCACUCACCUAAGUCACAUAUGACUGAAAUAUUAUUACUAUAUGUGAGAUUUAUUACUGUUACCGUGUUAAGGUUACACUUAAACUUUCAGGCUGGUCUGAGGUAAGAUAAUUUAGCCGACAAUAGCUGCUAUAGUUAGCCAAAGAACCCCACCUGUGUCUGAAGGAAACGGAUAAGAUGUCUGGGUUUUUUAUCUUUCUCUGUAGAA